AUGAUCGACUGGCAAGCCACAGAGAUCCUUGCUGGCUGCCUAUUCACCGCGUUAUUUCUAGCACUUGUUUUGAUCGCUACCCAGUGCUUAGCGUCAUGUUUUGAUAAUUGGAGAAGUAGCAGGCGAAAACGCGAUCCAGAACGUCUUCCAGACGAUUAUGUGGAUGAAAUUCGACGUCUUCUCGAUAGACAUAAAAAGAUAAUGAGCGAAUACGAUUUCACUGAAGAAACGAAGGACGAGAGUGAGAUGGUUAAAGCGAAUGGUAAUGUCGAGAGUUCUCAACCAAUAACUGAAUCUGAAAUUGGGUCUCCGGUCAAAAUACGGUCGCGAACCAAUUCUGUGAAACUACAGAAAUUGAAGGAAGAAUUGGAAGAAUAUCGUAUCCAUGCUGACGAUCUUCCACAAUGUUCAAUGGAGAAAUGUGAAGCGAUUCGCCGAUCAUGGGGUGGUCUGAACGAUUUAAAAUUUGAUCCUGUGGAACUUCCAAAUUCCCUGGAUGCGGGUGUACAGACAACGGGAACACUGGAUCGCAUGCGAAUGGCUCAAAAAAUCGAAACCACUGUAUGA
This is a messenger RNA of Necator americanus (New World hookworm), 567 nucleotides long. RefSeq lists its product as uncharacterized. The transcript has 5 exons. The record is from RefSeq and is a predicted model, not a curated record. NCBI's taxonomy places the organism in Eukaryota, Metazoa, Nematoda, Chromadorea, Rhabditida, Ancylostomatidae. Bases 1 to 567 code for a protein of 188 amino acids.